Messenger RNA from Nymphaea colorata (pocket water lily), 3057 nucleotides. RefSeq names its product linoleate 13S-lipoxygenase 2-1, chloroplastic-like. Gene Ontology annotation, molecular function: oxidoreductase activity, acting on single donors with incorporation of molecular oxygen, incorporation of two atoms of oxygen; protein binding; metal ion binding. The record is from RefSeq and is a predicted model, not a curated record. Bases 74 to 2842 code for a protein of 922 amino acids. NCBI's taxonomy places the organism in Eukaryota, Viridiplantae, Streptophyta, Magnoliopsida, Nymphaeales, Nymphaeaceae. Gene Ontology annotation, biological process: lipid oxidation. The transcript has 9 exons.
CGCUCCCUCCCCGCUCCCUCCCUCUACUUCUCUCUUGCUCCCUCUCUCCCUCGUAUCCACGUUAUUGGUUUGAAUGAUGUUGGGUACACAUGCCUAUGCGAUUCGGGAAGCGCGCUUCCUGGCGGUUCCCCAAGAAUUCCUUCUUUCUCCCAAUGGCAGAAACUCCUCGUCUGCUGCGCUGCCGGCCGUCAAGUCCGUUCCGUUGGUGCGCCUUCAUCGUCGUCGUCGCCGAUCUGGUCAAGAGAUCGGCGAAAGAUCUCCGGCCAGAGUAGUGGUCGUUUCCUGUGCAUCUCCGGCUACUGCAGCUCCUGCCGCCACCGGCAAAGGCGCCGGCAAGUCCACCGUGACGGCUACCAUCUCCGUGCAGACAGAGGUGGAGAGUCUCCUCGCUAACAUUGGGAUCGGGCGGGGGCUCGAUGACAUAGCUGACCUGCUCGGGAAAUCCAUCCAAGUUGAGCUCGUCAGCUCAGAGCUCAACCUUGAAAAUGGGAAGGAGAAGGAGAGCAUAAAGGGAUGGGCACACAAAGGGAAGAAAGGAGAUGGGGUGCAAAAGUAUGAGGCGAAGUUGGAGGUGGAAAGUGGGUUCGGGGAGGUGGGGGCUGUGCUUAUCACCAACGUCCACCACACGGAGAUGUAUUUCAAAGAGAUAGAGCUCCGAGGUCUCCCUGAGGGAGACGUCCACAUAACCUGCAACUCCUGGGUCCACCCCCAAAAGGACAGUCCUCAGAAGAGGGUCUUCUUCACCGACAAGAGUUUCCUACCCAGCGCUACACCGGAAGGCCUGAAGAAGCUGAGAACUCAGGAGCUGGAGACGCUUCGCGGCAAUGGCGAAGGAGAAAGAAAGACCCAUGAGAGAAUAUACGACUACGAUGUAUAUAACGACUUGGGCAAUCCAGAUUCCAGUGAUUCUUUGAAGAGGCCAGUUCUUGGUGGUAAAGAACAUCCCUAUCCCAGGCGCUGCAGAACCGGUCGAUCCAAAUCCAAGAAAGAUCCACAGUCUGAAACCAGAGUUGGAGCGCUGCAGACCCCUUAUGUACCAAGAGACGAGGCUUUCUCAGGGGUGAAGGGAGUGACCUUCUCAGCGAAGACGUUGAAGUCUGUCCUCCACACUCUGGUCCCAAAUUUGCUCUCUGUGUUGAAGGAUGACACCGUAGGGUUCCCCUUCUUCACAGCCAUUGAUACGCUGUUCCAGGAUGGCCUUCGAAUGAAGAAGCCUGGAAGCAGCACAAGCCUCCUCAAUGCAGUCGUGCCAAGAUUAGUGAAGUUAAUGGAAGGACAGGAGCUCCUGCUGUUUGAAAUGCCAGAGAUGAUUGAGAGGGACAAGUUUUCUUGGUUUAGAGAUGAAGAGUUUGCUCGCCAGACUUUGGCGGGACUUAACCCACUCAGCAUACAGUUACUCACGGAGUUCCCUAUUGUCAGUAAACUCGAUCCAAAAGUGUAUGGCCCUCCUGAAUCGGCCAUCACCAAGCAGCUCGUUGAACAACAAAUAAGAGGAGUCAUGACCGUUGAAGAGGCCAUAGAGCAAAAGAAGCUGUUCAUAGUGGACUACCAUGAUAUCUUGCUGCCCUAUGUGAACAAGGUGAGAGAGCUCUCUGGCACGACCUUGUAUGGAUCAAGGGCCCUCUUCUUCCACAACAAAUUGGGCACAUUAGAACCGGUUGCCAUUGAGCUCACCCGCCCACCUUCUUCGACCAAGCCACAAUGGAAGCAAGUGUUCUCACCAGGUGUCGACGCAACCAAUGUAUGGCUCUGGAGGCUUGCCAAGGCACAUUUUCUAGCUCAUGACUCAGGAUAUCACCAGCUCGUAAGCCAUUGGCUGAGAACUCACUGCUGCACCGAGCCCUAUAUAAUAGCAGCCAACAGGCAGUUGAGUGCCAUGCACCCCAUCUACAGGCUGCUGCACCCACACUUCCGGUACACUAUGGAGAUCAACGCGCUCGCCAGGCAGGACCUGAUCAAUGCCGACGGCAUCAUCGAGAAGUGCUUCUCUCCCUUGAAGUAUUCCAUCGAAAUCAGCUCUGCCGCGUAUGACAAGCUUUGGCGAUUCGACUACCAGGCGCUUCCUGCAGAUCUCAUUCAAAGGGGUAUGGCUGUGGAGGACCCGACGGCCGAGCACGGCGUAAGGCUCGUGAUAGACGACUACCCAUUUGCCAACGACGGCCUCCUCAUCUGGUCGGCGACCAAAGAGUGGGUCGCCGACUAUGUCAACCACUUUUAUGAAGAUUCUCAAAAAGUAGUUUCAGACGCCGAGCUCCAGGCAUGGUGGUCGGAGGUCCGGAACAAGGGCCACGCAGACAAGAAGGACGAACCAUGGUGGCCGGCUUUGGACUCGAGGGAGAGCCUGGUGCAGGUGCUGACCACCAUCAUCUGGGUCGUAUCCGGCCACCAUGCGGCCGUCAACUUCGGCCAGUACCCGUACGGCGGAUACUUCCCCAACCGGCCGACGAUCGCCCGGACGAACAUCCCAACGGAGGACGACUCGGCCAUGCACUUCGACCUGUUCCUCAAGAAACCGGAGUCCGCGCUCCUCGGCUGCUUCCCGUCGCAAACUCAGGCGACAUUGGUGAUGGCGAUACUCGACGUGCUGUCCACGCACUCGAUCGAUGAGGAGUACCUGGGGCAGCAGGCCGAGCCGGUGUGGCAGUCUGAUCCGGCGAUCAUGGCGGUGUUUGAGAAGUUCAACGGGAAGCUGAAGCAGAUCGAGCGCAUCAUAGAUGAGAGGAACACGAACAGGGAGCUGAGGAAUAGAUCGGGGGCAGGGAUCCUCCCGUAUGAGCUCCUUAAGCCCUUCUCUCAACCGGGUGUUACAGGGAAGGGAAUCCCAACUAGCAUUUCCAUUUGAAGUGGAGGGAAAGAACAGGAUCGAUGUGGAAGUAAAGAUUUUAUCAAGUUGUUCGAUCAUGGCACUUUAGAGUUUAGAUGAGCUUAGGGGAUAGAACUUUGAAACUUAGCUGUUAAUCUUUCUCAUAAAUAAGAAAUGAACUAGAAUGUGAAUGAGAACAAUAUCGAUCCCUUGUUGUAUUGGUUCAUGUUUUUUGUGGUCAUAGCUUUCUUUGU